GAUAAUUCAACGACAAUGAAUAAAUCAGAUGAUUUUAGAUGUGUAAUUAAAGUUCUGUAUUAUUUACAUAAAAUCAUGCAAAGAACAUAGAAUGAAACGAUUUACAGAGAAAGUGCAUCAUGAGCAACAAAAGGAGGUGGUUUGGGUAAUGCGCGAGGAUGUUGACGAACAAUCAGAUCAAGCUGUUUCAAAACGGAAAUCAAAUGAGGAACAGGAAGACGAUUCUCUUAAAACACCAAUUGUGUACUCAAAAAGUUAUGGUGUGCGAUUUUGCGGUAUGGAAAAACUGCAUCCUUUUGAUGCCGCUAAAGGAUCACAUGUAUUUAAAUUCUUACUUCAGAAUGAAAUAUUUCGUCCCGGACGAUUUUAUGAGCCUAGUGAAAUAACAAAGACUGAGCUUCAAAAGGUCCAUACACGCAAAUAUUUACGCAGCUUGAAGUGGAGUGUGAAUGCAGCUAAGAUAUCGGAAAUUCCUUUGCUACUCUUUGUACCUAACACGUUUGUACAGCGUGGCUACUUGCGUCCCAUGCGCUUUCAAACUGCUGGGUCUAUAUUAGCCGGUAGUCUGGCAAUACGUUAUGGAUGGGCUAUUAAUUUGGGCGGAGGAUUUCAUCAUUGUUGUGCCUACAAAGGUGGUGGCUUCUGCCCCUAUGCAGAUAUUACUUUGCUUAUCACAAAAACUUUAGAAGAGGAGCCAAAUGUCGAGACAGCAAUGAUUGUGGACUUGGAUGCACAUCAGGGAAAUGGACACGAACGUGAUUUUUACGAGAAUGAAAAAGUAUUCAUUUUGGAUAUGUACAACGCUUCCAUAUAUCCACGUGAUCAUGAAGCCAAAUUGGCCAUAAGUUGUGCGGUGGAACUCAAACCACGCACAGCGGAUGGAACUUACUUGAAAAAAUUGAAAAGAUCUCUAAAAUACGCUUUGAGUGAGUUUCGUCCAGACUUAUUGGUAUACAAUGCUGGUACGGAUAUACUUUUGGGCGAUCCUCUGGGCCAUUUAUGUAUAACACCAGAGGUAUUUUUGUAUGCGUUGGGUGUUAUGGAACGAGAUCAAUUCGUGUUUGCUACUUGUCGUGAGGAACGCAUUCCAAUCGUAAUGUUGCUCAGCGGUGGCUAUUUAAAGUCCUCUGCUAAGGUUAUUGCCGAAUCAAUUGUUAAUCUCAAAACGAAAGGUCUGCUUGUCUGCUAAAUUCUAUAUUAUUUUGAGUUUGAUACACUGACUUAAUGACUUUGGGCAAUUGAUAAUUGUGACGCUUAAUUCAGAUAGCAUUAAAUUAAAUUGGAACAAAUGUAUGUACAUACAUAUGUAUAGUUUACUAAAAUAGGUGUUUCUUGAACUAAAUUGUUUUAAAAUAUUUAAAUAUUUUAUUUUAAUAUAAAUAUAAAAAAAAAAUAAUAUUAUACAAAUUAAGUAAUUGUAACUACAUUUUGGCUGUAAUAAUCUAACCUAAAAUUUGGGAUUGUUGAAAAAAGACACAAUGAAAUAAACUGGAAGCAUUCGCAAAAGUAAA
This is a messenger RNA of Bactrocera neohumeralis, 1511 nucleotides long. RefSeq names its product histone deacetylase 11 (gene HDAC11). Gene Ontology annotation, molecular function: histone deacetylase activity. The transcript is spliced from 5 exons. The coding region runs from base 92 to 1189 and encodes 365 amino acids. NCBI's taxonomy places the organism in Eukaryota, Metazoa, Arthropoda, Insecta, Diptera, Tephritidae. The record is from RefSeq and is a predicted model, not a curated record.